Molecule: messenger RNA, 247 nt
Organism: Acaulospora colombiana
Lineage: Eukaryota; Fungi; Glomeromycota; Glomeromycetes; Diversisporales; Acaulosporaceae
Source: the annotation of a GenBank genome assembly
UGACUCUAAAUCCCUUCGGAAGUCAACUAAAAUACUCAAGGUUGAGGCUACGUCAUUGAACAGUACUCUUCAAGGGCAUUUGGUUGCCCUGAGCGGGCUGUACGAGACAUAUACUUAUAAAAUGUUUUACCUUUGCAUCGUUCUCGAGUCUGCUCUUCUGAGCGCCGAGCGUUUUGGCAACAUUCCCGACAAGCUGGGAGAAUUGAAAGAGUCAAUUAGAUUGCUCGCAAGGCUUUCAGAAAGAUAG